AUGGCCAUAUUCAAACGGUUCAGCUCUUCCGGUUCCGCUGGUGUGCUUAUGAAAACCGCACUGUUCGACCUUCAUGUGAAAUUGGGAGGUAGUAUGGUACCAUACGCAGGAUACUCAAUGCCUGUCAAGUAUUCUCAACAGACUCAUAUCGAAUCGCACAAUUGGACUAGAAAUCAUGCAGGUUUGUUCGAUGUAUCGCACAUGCUUCAAAGCACUUUAAGGGGACAAGAUGCUACCAAAUUCUUACACAAGAUUACUCCCACGGAUUUCCAGAAUCUACCUGCGGGCCAGGGAACUUUAUCAGUCUUAUUAAAUGAGGAAGGUGGGAUCGUGGACGACACUUUAGUCACAAAGAUAGCUGAAAAUGAAUUUAGAAUCGUUACCAACGCCGGAUGUGUCGAUCAAGACGUGGCCUUCUUGAAGCAGCAGAUUCAGGGCUUCGCCUGUGAGUGGGAACCAGUUCCAGAACGGUCUCUACUGGCGCUCCAAGGGCCGGAGGCUAAGGACACGUUGGGGUCCAUCAUCGAAGAGGGCCCCGAGUCCCUAAAGGACCUGUAUUUUGGCCAAACCAGACGUUACACUAUAGGCGGUGUUGCAACACCGUUCCAAGUAGAUGUGGCGCGUUCUGGUUACACUGGUGAAGACGGUUUCGAGAUCUCAGUGUCCAAUCAGGACGCAAUGACGCUUGCCUCGAGUAUCCUGGCCGACCCUUCUGUUCGCGCCAUUGGUCUGGCCGCGAGGGAUAGUUUGCGGCUGGAGGCUGGUAUGUGUUUAUAUGGGCAUGAACUAGACCAGACAAUCACACCCGUGGAGGCUGCCCUCACUUGGUUGGUAUCUAAGACUCGCAGGGAUGGUUCUUUGGGAAAAUUCAACGGAUUUGACCGCAUCAUGGACCAAAUCAAAAACAAGUCCGCGGCAAAGGCUCGCGUGGGCUUCAAGUAUCUGGGGAGGGGACCAGCUGCUCGCCAAGGUUGUAUCAUUUUAGCCGAGGACGGCGAAACUGUUGUUGGCAGCGUCACUUCCGGAAGUGCAUCCCCCUCGCUCGGUGGGAUUACCAUCGGCCAGGCCUACGUUGCAAAGAGAUAUCGCAAAGCUGGUACAAAAUUGUUUGUGAGUGUGCGUAACAAGAAAUUUCCCAUCGAAGUAGCGCGUCUGCCGUUCAUUCCCAAUGGAUUUUACAAGCCAACCUAA
Lachancea dasiensis is the source of this 1191-nucleotide messenger RNA. NCBI's taxonomy places the organism in Eukaryota, Fungi, Ascomycota, Saccharomycetes, Saccharomycetales, Saccharomycetaceae. The record is from the annotation of a GenBank genome assembly.